GGUUGAAAAUGAGAGAGAUGCAAAAUUACCCUAAAAUCUCUAAAUAUUUUCAAAAGUAUUGUUUCUAUAAUUAUUUUCAAAAUCCACGAUAUUAAUCCAAAAUUUCCUUCCCAAUUCCUCUAUGUUUUAAAAUCCCACAAAUUCAAAUUUAUUUCUAAUUUUUCGCGGCAAUUUCUUGAGGGUUCGAUGGAGGAAGAAGAGCACGAGGAAGACCAUGGUCUCGCUAAUACAAUUCUUUCCUGCCCUAAUCGAAUUCCCGGCUGUCCAAUUGAAGGCAUGGAAUCUGUGGUUGUGACUGUUAGUGGCUACCAUGGCACAGAAAGAUUUAACCUUAUCAAGAUGAUAUCUUAUACUGGUGCUAGCUAUGUGGGUGCAAUGUCAAGGUCUAUUACUCAUUUGAUUUGUUGGGAAUUACAAGGGAGGAAAUUUGAUCUUGCUGAGAAGUUUAGAACAAUAAUAGUCAAUCAUCGUUGGCUUGAAGAUUGCAUCAAACAUGGAAAGCGUGUCCCUGAAGGUCCUUACAUUCUCCAAAGUGGGCAAUCUAUAGGUCCCUUGUCAAUGAAACUCCCUCUUGCUGACAAGGGCUAUGUCUCAGCCAAAAAGUAUAACCUGCUUUCUGAAAAGUUACACAAUUACGGAAAUGUUGAAGAUCAAAGUAUUAAAGACAUAUGCUCUUUUGGUGAUUCAAUCUUGCCCCGCUCUUCUUUGCUGGAUAAGGAUCUGUCCUCUGAUUUUAGAAAAAGUGAUGACACUGCUCAUAAGCGAAAGCACAAAGUGCGGAAGAGGAUUUCUAAGCUAGAAGACCCAUCAAGCUCAAGUAGCAGAAACCGUUUUGAGGAACCAACUUCUGCUGGUCUUUUUGCGAUUGAGUGUGGUAGCCCUUCAAGCUUGGCGAGAGAUGAAAGAAAAGGUGAAAGUAGUAAUCAAGACUCUACUGUUAAAUCUUCAAGGAGACGACGCCUGCUUGUAAGUAAUAACUCUAGGGAAGAUCAUAACAAGCCUGACAUUUCGAAUUUUGACCCGGAGCUGUAUCGUUUGGGAACUCGUAAUAGUCUUACAGUUCCAUCAGUCCUUUGGGAUGCUGAAACAGAUAUUGAAGUGGUAAACAUUGGAGGAACAUCUGAUCGUGAACAGUUGUGUGAUGAAAGGGGACUAGCAAGUGUCAGAUUUGAAGGUGUUGAAGCUUGUGAGAACCAAUCUACUUCCAAAGAUACAAACUUACUAGUUGACAAUGCACCAAGAGUGCUAUCAAUAACUUCAGAAGAUGAACUGCACAAUAUGAAUGAUUUGCAAAAGAACAUUGAGGAUCCAGUUAUAGAACUCGAUGCAAGCUUACCCUCCACUUCAACAGAGUUAUCAUGUGUCAUCUGUUGGACAGAUUUUAGUUCGACGAGGGGAGUUUUACCCUGUGGGCACCGAUUUUGCUAUUCAUGCAUUCAGAACUGGGCAGAUCACAUGGCUUUGAGCAGAAAAAUCUCAACGUGCCCUUUGUGCAAAGCCAGUUUUCUGAGCAUCACAAAGGUUGAAUAUGCGGCCACCUCGGAUCAGAAGAUAUACUCCCAAACCAUUCCAUGUGGAUCAUCAUUAUUGGAUAUUUACCUUCUAUCUGAUGAAAGAACUCUUAACAACGUUGUUCAGCCCUCAGUAGCAGCUGUUUGUAGUGCAUGCCGUUGUCGGGAACCAGAGGACCUCCUCAUGAGCUGCCAUCUUUGUCAAAUUCGACAAAUUCAUUCAUAUUGUCUGGACCCACCGUUGUUACCAUGGACUUGUAUUCACUGCAAGGAUCUGCAGACACUGUACCAUCGAAGCCAUUAAUUUGUCAUCUUGUUAGAUCAGGUGAUUUCAUAGAGAAAUUGAAGUUGGGUGGCCAACAUGAGUUUAGCUCAACUGACACCUAUAUGUUCCUGUGGACAAGAGGUUUCAAAUUCAAAUUCCCACUCCAGCAUUUAUUACAAUGCCUUUACAAAAAAAAAUUUGAAGUUGGCUGAAGAUUUUGAAGCAAAUAAAAGCCAACCUGCCUCCCACAAAUCCUUCAAUGCUAAGGUUGUGCUCAACACUGAAUAUUGUAAUUAUUUUGAAAAGUUUCAAUUUGUUUGGCUUGUUAUGAUGUUGUUUUUGAAUGUCUUGUUUGAUUUCUUCUGCAUUUAACCGAAAGAAGAUAUUAGGAAGGAGGAAAAGAAAAGAAAAGCCAUCCGUACAUCUUUUUGGAAAUCAUUACGUGCAUAAAGCAGAUUAUUAGUAUGUUGAAAUAAUUGACACUUUUUUCUAGCUGUUCAUGUGAAAUAUUUCCAACUUAUUUCUUGAUUAAUGCAUUUGUUCUUAAGAUGCC
Molecule: messenger RNA, 2329 nt
Organism: Cucumis sativus (cucumber)
Lineage: Eukaryota; Viridiplantae; Streptophyta; Magnoliopsida; Cucurbitales; Cucurbitaceae
Product: regulator of Ty1 transposition protein 107
Exons: 9
Coding region: 187-1815 (542 amino acids)
Molecular function (GO): metal ion binding
Source: RefSeq, a predicted model, not a curated record